Emiliania huxleyi CCMP1516 is the source of this 336-nucleotide messenger RNA. RefSeq lists its product as hypothetical. Gene Ontology annotation, cellular component: proteasome core complex, alpha-subunit complex; proteasome core complex. NCBI's taxonomy places the organism in Eukaryota, Haptophyta, Isochrysidales, Noelaerhabdaceae. The coding region runs from base 1 to 336 and encodes 111 amino acids. The record is from RefSeq and is a predicted model, not a curated record. The transcript is spliced from 2 exons.
AUGGGCGAGUCGGCCUACAGCUUCUCGCUCACCACCUUCUCGCCCUCUGGGAAGCUUGUGCAGGCGUGCCGCGACUCCACAGCGCCCGGUUGGACGCGCUCGCCGCCCAUGCCCGCCGCUGCACGGAACCCACCAGCCUUUCCCGCUGCUCGUCGCCUGCAGAUUGAGUAUGCGCUGAACGCCGUCGCCACCGGCGCCACCUCGCUCGGCGUGAAGGCCAAGAACGGGGUGGUGAUCGCGACGGAGAAGAAGCUGCCCACCUGCCUGAUCGACGAGACGAGCGUCGAGAAGAUUGUCAUGCUCACCGAGAACAUCGCAAUCGUCUACUCAGGUUGA